AUGAAUACAACUGCUUCGUUUUCAUCAGAACAUUCAUGGAGCAGACGUUGUUCUACAGAAACAGUGUUCAGCAUACAAGGGAAAGAAACAGAUAUCGUUCGCGACACGAGCGACACGUCGUCCCUAUGGAGCGACGAUGAGCACGACGCAGAGUACGAGCCUGUCACGGAGUCGGAGGAUGCGGCGCCGGUCCCGUGCGACUCUUCGGGCGGAAGUGACAACGAGAUAAUAGCUACGAAGGUAAUCGAGGUGAAGAUAAGGGACGACGGGGACCUGGUGUUCGCAGACUCUGAGCAGACCGAGUCGAACGGCAGCGACAGCGAGAUAGACCUGCACGACUACUGGUACUGCGCGCAGUGCCUCGCCGCCAACAACAACCCGCUCUACCGCUACUGCGAGAAGUGCUUCAAGGUGCGCAAGAACUUCUUCCCGCCGAGGCCGAAGCGGAAGCCGAAGCGGGCGUCCCCUGAGCCGGUGGCGGAGCCCUCGGCGAUCACAGGUUCCGAAGACGCCCCGGCGCGCCUCUCGCAGGACUCCGCCUACGAGUCGCUCGCCUCCAACUGCCAGUCGAGCCAGGAGCUGGGGCCUCUGCCGACAUCGUCCGCUCCCGCCCCCGCCCCCGCCCCCGCCUCCCCUCCCGCGCCCGCCUCGCGCAAGCGGCGCGCGGACUCCGCCGACCGCAACAACAAGCGCAUCAGGGCCGACCGCUCGGAGUCGGACAGCGGCCCGGAGCCGGCCGAGGGGCUCGUGCGGCCCCUGGUGAAAAUGGUCAGCGACCCCCUGCUGACGGUGGCCGAGCCCCCGGCGCCAGUCGGCGGCGGGCGGCGGCCGGACGAGGACGCGUGCAUAGUGUGCCUCUCGCGGCCCAAGUCGGGCGUGUUCGUGCACGGCCGGAUCGCGCACAUCUGCUGCUGCUACGACUGCGCGCUGAGGGUGUGGGCGAGGGCGAAGCGCUGCCCCGUCUGCAACUGCAAGGGGGACAACCCCGCAAAUUUGUGGAAUAAAAAUAUAGAGUGGGAACCCUGCGGCGUUAACACCUCAACACAGCCUACCAACCAAGUGCACACGCCCGCCACCCCCGUACCGCCCGCCGCCCGCAUACACUUCUCUCCGCAACUUCGCUCCGUUCCGUUUAGAGUUCACAUUUAUUCCGUUCAUCGUUCGCGUCGCAGUCGCAUUUCGCCGGUCGUACGCGGUGCUCGCUUUCUGUUCGAAUCCCCGACGUCCAAUAAACUUAGAAACCCAGCAAUGGCCUGCUCCGUUAGUGAUGCCCCGUCCCUGAAGGACCUUCCGAAGGUCGCCAAUGACCUUAAGAGCCAGCUCGAAGGCUUCAACACUAGCUGUCUUCGGGACGUUGACACUAACGAGAAAAUUGUUCUUCCAUCAGCUGAAGACAUAGCCCAAGAGAAACAGCACACGGCGCUCCUUCAGGAUGUGGAAAAAUUCCAACCUUCCAAUUUGAGGAAAACCGAUACAGUCGAAAAAGUCGUUCUUCCUAACGCACUAGAUGUCGCCGCUGAAAAGACUCAAAAAUCUUUAUUCGACGGCAUCGAAAAGUUCGAUGCGACCAGACUGAAACACACAGAAACGCAAGAAAAGAACCCGCUUCCCGACAAAGAUGUUGUCGCAGCGGAGAAACAGCAUCAAAACCUACUGGAUGGCGUCGAGCAUUACGACAAGAGCCAAAUGAAGCACACGACUACGGAAGAAAAGAACCCAUUGCCGCCAAUAGAAGCCAUCGAAGCGGAGAAGGAAAAGAACAAAUUCCUCAACGGCAUCGAGAACUUCGACCCAACCAAGUUGAAGCACACUGAGACCUGUGAAAAGAACCCGCUACCGACCAAGGACAUCAUCGAGCAGGAGAAGACUGCU
Messenger RNA from Iphiclides podalirius (scarce swallowtail), 1872 nucleotides. The record is from the annotation of a GenBank genome assembly. Lineage: Eukaryota; Metazoa; Arthropoda; Insecta; Lepidoptera; Papilionidae.